GCAUCUUUUGGGGGUGGUGGCAGAGCUUCGCCGAGGAGCGGGUCGGGGCUGCCAGCUCGGAGCGCGCACUGGGAGGUGUCCGGGGGCAGAGCGGUCGGGCCCAUGAAUGGGGACUUAGCAGCUGGCCAGAUGGCUUCCUCCGCCGGCCCCACGGGCCCCACGGACCCCAUGGACAGCCUGGAGCUCCUGGACCUGCUGUUCGACCGCCAGGACGGCGUCCUGAGGCACGUGGAGCUGGGCGAGCGCUGGGCCUGCGGCGAGGACCAGGUGCUCCCAGGCCCAGAUCCUGAUGACUUCCUCAGCUCCAUCCUGGGCUCAGGGGACUCAGUGCCCAGCUCCCCUCUCUGGUCCCCAGCGGCCAGUGACAGCGGCAUUUCAGAAGACCUGCCUUCCGACCCCCAGGACACCCCUCCACACAGCGGCCCAGGUGCCACCCUGGCCGGCUGCCCUCCGGCAGAGCCUGGCAAGGUGCCUUGUCCUUCCUACGGGCCUGGGCCCCCCUGUCCCUCCAGGCCCCUGGGGCCCGGGAGCCAGCUGCUUGAGGCCUCUGUGGCCAUAGACCUGGAAAUGUGGGGCCCAGAAGUCCUGUACGUGGAAGAGCAGGCCCAGGCCUCCGACCUGCCACCGCGCUGCAACCUCACGGUGAAAGAGCUUCUCCUUUCCAGCAGCAGCGGGGACCUGCAGCACCACCCCGCGGCCCCCCACCCGCUGCGCCCCGGGCCCGGGUGCUGCCAGGAGCUCGUGCUGACGGAGGACGAGAAGAAGCUGCUGGCUAAGGAGGGCGUCACCCUGCCCACCCAGCUGCCCCUCACCAAGUACGAGGAACGACUACUGAAAAAAAUACGCCGGAAAAUUCGGAACAAACAGUCGGCCCAAGAGAGCAGGAAGAAGAAGAAGGAGUACGUGGAUGGUCUGGAGACUCGAAUGUCGGCCUGCACCGCCCAGAACCAGGAGCUGCAGAGGAAAGUCUUGCACCUCGAGAAGCAAAAUCUGUCCCUCCUGGAGCAGCUGAAGAAACUGCAGGCCCUGGUGGUGCAGUCCACGGGCAGGUCCGCCCAGACAGGCACCUGCAUAGCGGUCCUGCUGCUGUCCUUCGCCCUCAUCGUCCUCCCCUCCAUCAGCCCUUUCACCGCCAACAAAGCCGAGAGCUCCGGAGACUUCGCGCCCGUGCGAGUCUUCUCCAGAACUCUGCACAACGACGCCGCGGCUCGCGUGGCCCCUGGCGGCGGUCCCGGCACCGGCCACACGAUACGCGAGGCCCCAGGAUCCGUGCCCGCUGCUGGCGCACCCCACGAAGGCUCCCCAGGCCACCCCAAAGUGGACUGGGCCUUCGGGGACACGUCGGCGCUGGAGGAGCUGAACAACACGCUGGUGGUGGACAACUCGACGCAGGAGCUGGGCCCCGCCACCCUGCUGGGCUGGGCUGCGCCUGAGCCGGCGCUGCGCCCGGGACAUGCGGGGCUGGAGGCUGCGGGGGAGGAGCUGUGAGCGCGGGACCGAGCCCGGCCGCUGCCCAAGCCGCCCGGCGGUGCUGGGCCGACAGCGACAGGCGAGGACCAAGGAGGCGGCUGCAGACCUCACGGAGAUGCCAGGAUGGACAGAGAGCCGCACACCCAGGGUGCCACGCGGCCGGGGGCAGAUAGGGCCAGAAAGCCUGAGAAAUGCACGCAUGGGCCCAGGCGCAGGGGGACCGGGCACUCGCCUGCCGGGAGGAUUCAAACCAUGCGUGGGAAGUAGAAUUAAACCAUGAGCUUAUUUUGGUGCAAAAAAAAAAAAAAAAAAA
Messenger RNA from Tupaia belangeri chinensis (Chinese tree shrew), 1783 nucleotides. RefSeq names its product cAMP responsive element binding protein 3 like 3 (gene CREB3L3). Gene Ontology annotation, molecular function: DNA-binding transcription factor activity, RNA polymerase II-specific; RNA polymerase II cis-regulatory region sequence-specific DNA binding. Gene Ontology annotation, biological process: regulation of transcription by RNA polymerase II. The record is from RefSeq and is a predicted model, not a curated record. Gene Ontology annotation, cellular component: nucleus. NCBI's taxonomy places the organism in Eukaryota, Metazoa, Chordata, Mammalia, Scandentia, Tupaiidae.